Messenger RNA from Paramecium pentaurelia, 399 nucleotides. The record is from the annotation of a GenBank genome assembly. Lineage: Eukaryota; Ciliophora; Oligohymenophorea; Peniculida; Parameciidae.
AUGAUUAUAAGUGAAUAUUUCAUUUUUAGAUUAUUGAUAUCUAAUUUAAUUGAAUCUUCAAAUAAUAUGAUUUAUUAAAAUAUAAAUCAUAAAAUGUAAUGUAAAUUUAUUAUUCUUGCUAUUAUGGGAAUAUUAUAAAUUUUAUAUUAAGAUUACUUUUCAGAAUUAAAAUAAUUAGAUUAAUCUUCGACUGAACUUUUUUAAAGAAGAAUUAAAAUUAGUAAAUAAUAAGAUAUAUCCAUUAUAAUUGAUGAUAAUAUUGAUUAAGAAGAAUCACUCAUAUUUGGACUUCAUUCUAAAAAACAUUUUGAAAAUUUAAUGGAAAAAAAUUAAGAAUGGCUUUAAGAAAUUUGUUUAAAAUUUGCAAGGAUUUUAAAUAAUCUACAUUCAAUUUUAUGA